Molecule: messenger RNA, 2924 nt
Organism: Penaeus indicus
Lineage: Eukaryota; Metazoa; Arthropoda; Malacostraca; Decapoda; Penaeidae
Product: T-cell leukemia homeobox protein 3-like
Exons: 3
Coding region: 363-1988 (541 amino acids)
Biological process (GO): positive regulation of transcription by RNA polymerase II
Cellular component (GO): nucleus
Molecular function (GO): DNA-binding transcription factor activity, RNA polymerase II-specific; RNA polymerase II cis-regulatory region sequence-specific DNA binding
Source: RefSeq, a predicted model, not a curated record
GGUGGUUGCCCACACACACGAUCCUGCCAAGUGGUGCCUGAACUUGUCAGAGGAUGCUGCCUCGCUCUCGUCCUUUCGAUAACUAGUGUCGCUCAAGGCGUCGUGGUGAUUGUACUUAACACGCAGGAUACUUGCAUUUCUUAUCUAUUUGUAACUUGUUGCCGCGUGAACUGGUGCUUGAAAGUGCGUUGACGUCCUCAGAAGAAUGUGGAUGUAGGGUAACUAUUGCCAAAGCAUAGUUACUUCGUGGUGGAGGCAAGUUCUGUGAGACACGUGGCAAAUACACCAAGCGCAGUGACCGCUGAAGUUGUCUGACUUGUUGUUUCUAUCAGGGGAGUGUUAAACAGUGACGCUGUGCAGUGAUGGAGCAGACAGUGAUGAGCGGCGGAGGCCUGCCGUUACCCGUAGCCACAUCGGGGGGUGUGAUGCCCCUCGGAUCCUCCCUUGCCACGCUAGCUCCCCUCGAGCCCCCGAGGUCCUCGCCGUACCCAGGACUCCUCCCGGGGGCCGAGUGGGGCCUCCUGGAGACCACAGACAUCACACGCGACUACGGAGGUCUUUUCUCCUCCUCCCUGGUUGAGUACGGACUGCCGCCCAUCCUUCCGCGGACACCCACGCCCCACGACGCGCUCCAUCCCUCCCACGACCUCACCUACACCUCAAGCCACUACCCGACGCCUGCCGAAUAUCCUGCCCCCCUCACCCCCGAGAGCGACCCUCCCUCCGACGGAAAUGGAUCUCCAACGUCAUCCCCGCCCGCGGCGCCGCACGCCCUCUCCACACAUACAUUCACACCCACGUCGCACUUCAGCACGCCCUCCACCCAGCACUUUACAAGCUCGUCGUACCUGCCGGCGCACACCACUACCUACUCCUUCAGCAGUCUGUCCCCGCCGACAGACGACCUCGCCACUCUAACGUCCGUCCUGCCGUCGUCUGGAGGAGGAGCCGCCCAGGAGUCGCAGCAGACGCCCCUGGGGUCCCUCCUCCCGUUGCCGACCUCCAGCGCCGGAGGAGAGCUGGCAUUCGGAGGCCUCGGAGGAGACGUCCUGACUUCUCUGGGCUCGCUCGUGACGGACCACCGCGCCGACCUCGCCGCCGACGCUUCCGACGCCGCAGAGGAAGCGGUCAAGGCCGACCUCCUGGGGAAGCCGCGGAAGGAGCGCACAGCCUUCACGAAGCACCAGAUCCGGGAGUUGGAGGCCGAGUUCCAGCACUCCAACUACCUCACCCGCCUCCGCCGCUACGAGAUUGCCGUCUCGCUCGACCUCACCGAGAGACAGGUAAAGGUGUGGUUCCAAAACCGACGGAUGAAGUGGAAGCGGACGAAGAGUGGCCAGUUGGCCAUGAAGCGACAGCAGCAAGCACAGCAAGAAGCUCAGCAGCAGCAAGAACAGCACCAACAACAGCUCGAGCAGCACCAACAGCAGCAGCAGCUGGAACUGAAGAGCAAACAGCCGCUGGACUUGCCCAAGCUCCAGCACCCGGAGGAGACUAAGCCUCAGUUCCCGAGCUCGACCCCGGACGCCAGCGACAAAGCCCCCACUUCAGGCACCACCACCUCCUCCUUCUCAUCCACUACCUCUUCCACAGCCUCCUCCUCCUCCUCCUCUUCUUCCUCCUCCACUUCCACCUCUUCUCCUUCCUCAUCUUCAACGAUCACGAAAUCCGACCACGACACAAACAACGACAGCAGCACCAGGGGGGACACAGCGCCCCCUCGCGACCCCCUGCUGACGCCGGCGACGCCGCCCGCCCUCUCCGCCAGCCCCUCCCCGCUCCAGGCCGCCCACCACCACCACCAUCCCCACCACCAUCUCGAGGAAGCCUACAGCAGCCUCCACCCCGCCCUCGCCGCCCCCUCCACGCCCUCCAACCUAGCCUCCAGCCCGCUCCCCGGCCACCUGGAGGGCGGAGGCCACUACCACAGCCUGCACCACGACCUAGGAGACGCCACCUCCUUCCUGACGGAGGCUGAGGCCUGCUAGUAACGCCGCCCGCCAGUCUUGCGCUUCAGGCACUCGCUGCUUUCACUUUCUCCUUUCUAACUCACUCGUUUUAAUUAGUAUUAUUGACUAAUCUCAUAUUUAUUUAUACGAUUAUAGGGUAAGGAAGGCCAUUUUUGUUAUUUUUAUUCUCGAUUCUCACCGCCUGUAGCUGAAUGAUUUGUUUAUAUAUUCCUUUUCAGUAAACAACUUUAAAGACAGCUUAGCAAAGGGUUGUACGAUGAAUGAUACUCAUUAUGAUUAUGUUUUAUAAAGUAUAAAUUAUGACAUGAAAGAGUUUAAUUUAUAAAGUAUAAGAAAACAUGCUAUUGAUUCUGAUAUCUGUCCUAUAUGGCACAGCUUUACGCUAAAUCCCCACUUAUUUUUACUAAUGCUAAAAUUGAAUUUGCAAACCCAGUGUAAACUUUUCUUAAAUGAUAAAGCGAUUUUUGAACGACAAUUAUUAAUGGUUGGUGGCAAAGAAGCGAAAGGUAACUGAUUAUUCAAAAAGACUUAAAUGACUGAUAUAUAUAUUUUUCAUCUUUCUUAAAUUCAUUAGCCAAAACUGCCACCACGUAGCAUUAUAAUGUCGUUAUACCGACUCAACCUUGCAACACUGUUACCAACUCAAUCUUUUGUGUGAUACAUAUUAUAAGCUCAUAGUGGUAGUGUAAAAUUGCAUAGUUACUGUGUACGUGACGUGAAAUAACACAUUUGUAUUUGUGAUAUGUUUUUUGGCAAUAUAUCAGUAGUGAUACUUACCUCUGUAACAUGAUAAUGAACAAAUACUGUAUAACUGUGUAAUAAACGCUCGUAACUCAGUGUUAUGGUAAUUCUCGACCAUGUAAUAGCUAUAAAUUGAUAGACUAUUUAGUUUUUAUUUUAUAUGUUUCUUAUAUUUCAGUGAGCUUGAUUUUGCAAUAAAAUUGAGCAUGCAUG